Molecule: messenger RNA, 611 nt
Organism: Coccinella septempunctata (seven-spotted ladybird)
Lineage: Eukaryota; Metazoa; Arthropoda; Insecta; Coleoptera; Coccinellidae
Product: staphylococcal secretory antigen ssaA2-like
Exons: 2
Coding region: 84-458 (124 amino acids)
Source: RefSeq, a predicted model, not a curated record
GCUUUCUGUACAUAUAAAAGGCGAUAUAAUAUUAAAAAUCUUCAGUUUUCUCGAAUCCUCAGAACCGAAAACGAUAUUCAACCAUGAAAGCGAUCCUACUUAUCUUCAUCCUAAUCGGACUGUGUGCAGCUGCUCCGGUAAGUGACGCAGAAAAGCGUGAUGUGAAUGAUCUGGAAACUGCCCAAUCGAACUAUCACCCUGGCUACUAUAAUACUGGCUUCUAUAAUCAGGCCUACCGUAAUCCUUACUAUGGAUACUACACCGGCAACAAUAAUGGUUACUACAACAGAUAUUAUAGAAAUGGAUACAAUUCUGGUUACGUUGGAACAUACAUUCCUUCUAUUUAUGGCGGUUUGAGUGGACAUAAUGGAUACUACAAUGGAUAUUACACUAACACUUAUCCUUACAAUUUCAAUGGUUAUAAUGGCCAUCAAAAUAAUGUUCAUUAUUGGCGUUGAUGUAUUAAAUGAUAAGCGAUAGAAGAAAUUUUAUUAACUAUCAGUAUUGUAUCGAAUGAAGCGAAUAGUUUAUUUCUAUCGUUCCAUUAAACCAGCUUCUGAGGGUAAUAUUACGUUACAAUAUCACUCGUUGUCAUAACACAACAAAUAAUG